CACAGGCGGACGGCGCCGGGGCCCCGCUCCCCAUUGGCCGCCUCCUCGGCGGGAGGGGCCGUCCCGGUCUCGGGGCACCUGGUUGGCACUCCGCAGGGAAAUCGGCGGAUGCCGGGCACAGGCGCCCGGAGGUAAAGGCAUCCAGAGGAUAGGCCCGGAGCCGCGGCCGGGUUCCUUGCGGCCGGCCCCGCUGUGCCCGCCGCCCCGGCGCCAGCGACGCUCGGAUGCUCCCUGCGCCUGCCGGACCAGCCACAAACUUUGCCCGGCGAAGUCCCCCACCCGACUGACCGAGCGGAGAGGCGCCUGGUUGGCCGCGCGCCCUCAGGGGCCCCGGAGCCCCGCGCGUGAUUGCGGGGGGCCCCCAGCGCCCGGCGCCCGCCGCGCCUCGCAGUGCGCGAGCGGCCGCCAGGAUGCGCUACGCGGACCCCUCGGCAAACCGGGAUUUGUUGGGGAACCGAACUUUGCUCUUCAUCUUCAUCUGCGCCUUCGCGUUGGUGACCUUGCUGCAACAGAUCCUGUAUGGCAGAAACUACAUCAAGAGAGGCCUCCAGUUUGGUUGGCAGAGUGGCGACCAGCUGGCCAAUUGGACGGGGCUCUGUAAUGUCACGGACGACCCAGCAGUGCAGAGCGGCAGUGACUCCAGCUCCAGGUACUUUGAAUUUUAUGAGGGCCCUUUUGAAUACAACUCCACAAGAUGCCUGGAGCUGAGGCACGAAAUCCUGGAAGUGAAGGUGCUGUCCAUGGUGAAGCAGUCGGAGCUGUUCGACAGGUGGAAGAGCCUCCAGAUGUGCAAGUGGGCGAUGAACAUCUCUGAAGCCAACCAGUUCAAGUCCACUCUGUCCAGGUGCUGCAACGCCCCCUCCUUCCUUUUCACCACCCAGAAGAACACUCCCCUGGGGACGAAGCUCAAGUAUGAGGUGGACACCAGCGGCAUUUACCACAUCAAUCAGGAGAUCUUCCGCAUGUUUCCUAAGGACAUGCCCUACUACCGGUCCCAGUUUAAGAAGUGUGCUGUCGUGGGCAAUGGAGGCAUCCUGAAGAACAGCCGCUGCGGGAGGGAGAUCAACAGCGCCGACUUUGUCUUCCGGUGUAACCUACCCCCCAUCUCAGAGAAGUACACCAUGGAUGUGGGGGUGAAGACAGACGUGGUCACCGUGAACCCCAGCAUCAUCACAGAGAGGUUCCACAAGCUGGAGAAGUGGCGGCGGCCCUUCUACCGCGUGCUGCAGGUGUACGAGAACGCGUCGGUGCUGCUGCCCGCCUUCUACAACACGCGCAACACCGACGUGUCCAUCCGCGUCAAGUACGUGCUGGACGACUUCGAGUCGCCGCAGGCCGUCUACUACUUCCACCCUCAGUACCUGGUCAAUGUGUCGCGCUACUGGCUCAGCCUGGGCGUGCGCGCCAAGCGCAUCAGCACCGGCCUCAUCCUGGCCACGGCGGCGCUUGAGCUCUGCGAGGAGGUGCACCUGUUCGGCUUCUGGGCCUUCCCCAUGAACCCCUCCGGCCUCUACAUCACCCACCACUACUAUGACAACGUCAAGCCCCGCCCGGGCUUCCACGCCAUGCCCUCCGAGAUCUUCAACUUCCUCCACCUGCACAGCCGCGGCAUCCUCCGCGUGCACACGGGCACCUGCAGCUGCUGCUGAGGGCGGCGGGCCUGCUGGCCGUGCCCGGCAAACAGAACCUCGCCCCUCCUCUCUCUCCUGCGCAGAACCUCGCCUCUCCUCUCUCUCUUGCGCGGGCAGUGCGAGGGCCUGGCGGGACGGCUGUCACUCCCUCGGUAGUUCAGUUCCGUGCUUGGGCCCUGUGGGCCGGGAGGCAGGGAUCAGUUGGGGCAGUCAGCUCUGUGCUAGGCGGCCU
Molecule: messenger RNA, 1863 nt
Organism: Ceratotherium simum simum (southern white rhinoceros)
Lineage: Eukaryota; Metazoa; Chordata; Mammalia; Perissodactyla; Rhinocerotidae
Gene: ST8SIA5
Product: ST8 alpha-N-acetyl-neuraminide alpha-2,8-sialyltransferase 5
Biological process (GO): N-glycan processing; oligosaccharide metabolic process
Molecular function (GO): alpha-N-acetylneuraminate alpha-2,8-sialyltransferase activity
Source: RefSeq, a predicted model, not a curated record